This is a messenger RNA of Staurois parvus, 310 nucleotides long. The record is from the annotation of a GenBank genome assembly. Lineage: Eukaryota; Metazoa; Chordata; Amphibia; Anura; Ranidae.
CUGGCCUCAGUCUCUAGGCGCCAACACUGAAAUGAGGUGCGUGCACGAUCUUACCAACCCGGGUCUGCUUUUCAUCCGCUGUUCCUCUGCUCUCAUCAGCCUUCCUGGCAGCAAUCUCAUCAGCAUUCCUGGCAGCAAUCUCAUCAGCAUUCCUGGCAGCAAUCUCUGGUUACUGAGGGACGCUUUCACACCUGGAUGUCAUCAGAUUCUCAGCUCACACGGCCCCUUAUUCACCAUGCUCCAAAACAUGGCUUCUCCCUCUCCUUCCUGUUCUCUCCAACUCUCUGUGCAAAACCCCACCUCUUCAUGA